Molecule: messenger RNA, 1455 nt
Organism: Solea senegalensis (Senegalese sole)
Lineage: Eukaryota; Metazoa; Chordata; Actinopteri; Pleuronectiformes; Soleidae
Exons: 7
Coding region: 205-1269 (354 amino acids)
Biological process (GO): positive regulation of ERK1 and ERK2 cascade; T cell activation; interleukin-15-mediated signaling pathway
Cellular component (GO): membrane raft; external side of plasma membrane
Molecular function (GO): MHC class II protein binding; protein tyrosine kinase binding
Source: RefSeq, a predicted model, not a curated record
AAUCAGUGGCGAGGGAGGUGCAACAGCUUUUAAAAAGGUUUUGUUUGAUAAAUAGUCAACAUUUCCUCUUCACACCAGACCCGAACACAGACGGACACUCCGGCGCUCAACGACAACAAUCGUUGUUAAAGCUCCACCCUGACUGCAGAUAUGAUCGUCUAACUUGGUCUCUGGGCUACAGCUCCACAGACUCUACAAACGAGGAUGGGAAACUUCCUUCAGCCCGUCAUCAUUCUCUUCUCUCUGCUCGUCUCAACAACAGGUGCUGUGCAGGUGGUUUAUGCCCAGGUUGGAGAGACGGUUAACCUUAAGCCUCUAGAGUUAAAAAAAUCACAUAAUUAUGUGUACUGGAAAUUUAUGGACCUUCAACUUGGCUGGCGCAAUCACUUUGGUGGAAAGUCUCUGACCAAUGAUAAGGCCUGGAAUAAUAAGCUGCAAAUGACUGACGACUCACUGAUCAUCCAAGACAUCCAACAAGAAAACUUUGGCACAUUUCAAGUGUCAGUGUCAAGUCAGUCUCCGCUCAUCUCGACCAUCUCGACCAUCAUACUUGUCAAACUUGAGGUGAGUAAGAGCCCCGCGUCUCCUCUGCUGCCUGGAGAAUCUCUGUCUCUCCAUUGCAGCGCAGAAGUUAGCCGGAAGCCGGAGAUUUACUGGUUGGAUCCCACAGGACAGAGAAAGACAAAUAAUGAUGGCAGUUUCUCCACAAGAGUCACAGGCCAACACAAUGGCGAGUGGACUUGUGUUGUCGCUCAACAAAAACAUGUCAAAAUGUCCAUCACAGUUGUGGAUCUUUCUCCAGCUCCUUCACAUGCUCAGUAUACGUCUACAUCUAUGCCCGUCACCAUCCCCUGCUCUCUCUCUCCUCACAUCACCUGGGAACAAAUCAAGGUUAAGGGCGUCGAGGAAGUUCACUGGCAAUUCUUCCCUCGGCAGUCUUCAGGCGUCAGUGCUGUUAAGGCACAGAGGCUUUUCUUCCUCUCACUGGAGUCGAUGCUUUUCACUGCAGAGCAAAACAGAGACCUGAGGCCUGUUCUACGGCCCACAACAGGAAAUUUCACUUUGACCAGAAAGCAGGGCAGAGAAGAAGACGCAGGAGACUACGUGUGCACGGUGAAAUUCAAAAAUGGCGUGACCCUGAACUCGACUGUACGCGUGGACGUGCUGCAGAGUAAGUCAGAGCAAACAGUGCAGCUCUUUGUUGCACUCACAUCUGCACUGAGAACUUUUGAAGUUUGCUUGUUUUUCUGUUUGACGUGCAUUUUUUAAUAGUCUCUCGUACCAUGCAAGUGUUUAAUCUCUCUGCUGCUGCUUGUUUCUUUGAACGUGUCCCCAGUGUGACGUGUGUCUAAUUCAGUGGCUAAUGCACUUGUCUAGCUUAACUUGUUUUAACAGUACACAACGAGGUGUCGCUCUGCCAGAGCGGCGAGAUUAAACAAAGAAUUUUAAUUGCAA